Messenger RNA from Phialemonium atrogriseum, 474 nucleotides. RefSeq lists its product as uncharacterized. The record is from RefSeq and is a predicted model, not a curated record. The transcript has a single exon. Bases 1 to 474 code for a protein of 157 amino acids. NCBI's taxonomy places the organism in Eukaryota, Fungi, Ascomycota, Sordariomycetes, Cephalothecales, Cephalothecaceae.
AUGCAGCUCCCCAUCACCAUCCUCGCCGCCCUGACGGCCGCCCUCUCCGCCACAGCCACCCCACUCGCCAAGCGCGCCUGCCAGACAACCUACCCGGUCGCCGGCCUCCCGCUGCCCAUCUCCGUCUCCCGGACGGCGACGCCGCCGUCGUCGCAGCCGGCGACCGUGUCCUUCUCGAUCCCGGCCGGGGCCCGCGGCCCGUGCAGCCUCGUCCUCGCGUUCCCCGCCGGGUACCCGGUCGCGACGACCGGCAGCUCCCAGGUCGACGUCGUGGCGCUCGACGGGCCCGCCGCCGGCGCCGUCGUGGGCACCGUGGCGCUGGCGAGCCUGCCUGGGGAGGCUAUCGUGAGGACGGUCAAUAGCUUCUCGUGUAGGCCCGAGUUGUCUUUCCGGCUGCAGAUUGCGGGGGCGGAGGGGAGCGUUGCGUUCACUGAGGUCGAGGGGGCGGGGCUGUUUGUCACUUAUGAUUGCUAG